Messenger RNA from Symbiodinium necroappetens, 2224 nucleotides. NCBI's taxonomy places the organism in Eukaryota, Dinophyceae, Suessiales, Symbiodiniaceae. The record is from the annotation of a GenBank genome assembly.
AUGGCGAGGAAGUGGAUUCGACUUUUACGUCGGGGGAAAGAGCUGCAGGUGGUGCUUCCAGAUCCGAGUCUUUUGUGCAGAGGCUUGGACAAACUUCACGGGGCGGUUUUCACCAAUAACAAGCACCCCAGUGCGGCUUUCCGCAUAGCAAGCUUCAAGCUGGAGCGGCAGCUGGAUUACAAGGCCAUGGCAAAGGACGUAGAGGACUAUGCGCAGCUGAUUCUCGGCGAGUUGGAGGCUGCCUUGCUUGCGCAGCCAGUGAUGCCGCCCCCGAAGAUCAACAAGAUGGAGGAGGCUUCCAACCAGGACACCGGCAAGGGCAAAGCAAAAGGCAAGGGCAAGCGUCCUUGUCGCUGUUGGAACUGUGGCAGCAGCAGCCAUCUCAAGCCUCAGUGCCCGUAUCUCGGGCAAGGGGGGGUAGCAGCGACGGCUCCUGCUGGAUCGGGCUCGUCUUCGGCGAAUGCUACAGGGCCUUCUUCGUCUAUGGCAUCGCCAGAGGGAGGAAAAGGAGCCGGAGAAGACAAGCCUCCCCGGAAGUCUAGGAAAAAAGGUGGUGGAAAAGCCAAAGAUGCAGUGAGAAAGGCUGAAGAAGGAGUGUCGGUGGAGACAGCUCAGACAGCCUCGGCGGCGACUUCGGCAUCCACUACGGCAGCGACUGCGUCUACUGAUGCAGCGCGGGAUGAGUUUUUCGAGGAGGCGGCAAAGGCCUUGAAGUCGUUGAGGUUGGCCAAGGCGACUUUGGUUCGAGUUUGCGCGAUGGGUCACGGCGGCUCUAAGGCUCUGGUGGAUUCUGGCGCUACCACCUCGAUGAGGACUGCCAAGGAAAAGGAAAUCUGUGGUCUUCCUGUUCGCAAGGUGUUGUUGGCAGAGGGCGAGGCGAUGUUUUAUCAGCUUCCUGGUGGCACUUUGCUGACGGAGCGGAAGACCUCGCCGAUUGUGGCGAUGAGCGACCUGAUGGAGAUCGGCUGCAGGGUCUCGUGGAGCUCAGGAGAGGGAUGUCAGAUUACACACCCCACCAAAGGUGACCUCCCGACACAGAUUAUCAAUGGGUGUCCGGAGGUGGAUGGACAGCUUGGCUUGGACUUGAUCCAGGAGGCUGAGGCUGUGAAGCUUCGCCGGCGUGAGGCGGAGAUUGCGGUGAACAAGUUGGUGACCGCAUGCGAGGUGAAGCCUGGCUUAGGUUGGGACCUUGGGGCUAAGGCGGUGAAGGAUUUGCGCAAUGGUGUUGGAGUUUCGUGGGCUUGGCUGCGUCGCCUUUUUCCAGGUGCUCCAGCGUGGUUGGUGUCAGCGGUGCCCGUGGUUGCCUCUAUGGAUGGGGCAAAGGUGCCCUGGAAUCGCCGAGAGCGAAAGCGGUGGAGGCAAGCUUCGGCGGUGGGAAUUCAUCUGUUUUGUGGCCGCGAUCGUACUACCUGGAAGUCUACAGCGGAAGCAGCUCAUGUGGUCACGGUGGACCAGGCGGAAGACAUCAUGGCGGACGACACCUACGCGGCUCUCUUGGACCUCGCGCUGAGUGGGAAGGUGAAGACGGUGUUUGGGGGUCCUCCCUGCCGUACCUUUUCUGCCCUUCGUGCACGGGGACCAGAUGAUGGAGGACCUCGACCUUUGAGGACGCGUGAAGGGGGCGAACGUUGGGGUCGCGGAGAUCUUAGCGAGUGGGAAACAUGGAGGGUUCGUCAAGAUACCAUCAUGAUCUUUCGGAUGCUGUUCUUGUGGUUGGUGGCGGCUGCUGUGGCCAAGGAGAGCGGGACCAUCGCCCCAGAUUUCAUCAUGGAGCACCCCGAGGACCCCAAGGAGUUUACGAAGCCGUCCGAGUGGGCCCUCCCUGAGUACCAGGACCUGACGUCGUUGUGGGCUUUUCCUGAGAUUCAGUUUCUCAAGAGCGAGCUUGGGUGGCACUGGUGGCAGUUUGAUCAAGGUCCUCUCGGGCAUCCUCGUAGGAAGCCGACCCGAGUUCUCUCGUCGACGCCAUGCCCGAGCAGUCUUCGCGACGUACGGGGUCCUUCGGUGGUUUCGGAGGAGGAGCGAGAUCAUGAUGGGAGCGGUUUUCGUUCAGCAUCGUGGGCGUCCUGGGCACCACAGCUCAAACACAUUAUCAAAACUGAGGUUGAGGUGAGCUUGGCUGGGGCUACGUUGGAUAGGGUGAUGAAGUUGGACGCCGACUUCUUGGAACACCUUCAGAAGGAUCAUAUCCCUUAUCGGCGCGACUGCAAGGCUUGUCUCGCGG